Oikopleura dioica is the source of this 1401-nucleotide messenger RNA. The record is from the annotation of a GenBank genome assembly. NCBI's taxonomy places the organism in Eukaryota, Metazoa, Chordata, Appendicularia, Copelata, Oikopleuridae.
AUGGCCGGAAGCCGAAAUGACUCGGAAUUAGACGAGACUGGAAAUGGGCUAUUAUCUGAUCGCACAAUUUCCUCGGACCAUGGUCACUCCCACUCAGAAGACAGCUCAAAAUGCUCAAAAAACAUCGCCUCAAAAGAAUGCCGUAUUAUUUUCAUGCUUUCCCUAGUUUUAUCUUAUUUCUUUGUCGAAAUUUUCGUCGGUUUUUUAAACAACUCGCUGGCGCUGGUCGCCGACGCCUGCCACAUGCUGUCCGAUGGACUAUGCUUGGUCGUCGCCCUCGUUGCCAUCAAAAUUUCGAAAAAAUCUGUCGACGCAAAGGUUCUUUCGGAAAAGAACACUUUUGGAUGGAGUCGCUCAGAAAUCUUAGGUUCUUUAAUUAACGCAGUGUUUCUCCUCGCUCUCUGUGUCAUCCUCAUCUUGGAAUCGAUAGAAAAGUUUAUCCAGCCUGAGCCGGUGGAGAAUCCGCUGCUAGUCCUCUACGUCGGAUUAGGAGGACUCGUCAUGAAUAUCGUCGGGCUGAUGAUAUUUUGCGGCGACGGAACUGGACAUGGACAUUCUCAUUCUGGAGGCGGACAUGGCCACAGCCACGCCACAGACGACGGCAACCUUCAUGUCGAAAUGGACAUGGCCAAAAGCGCUGCUGCUUUGAAUAUGCGUGGGAUCUUUCUACACGUCGCUGGUGACUUCUUUGGCUCCGUCGUCGUUUGUCUGUCAGCGCUGUUGAUGUACUUCUUCAAUAACUGUAACGAUGAAUCGCUGGAGAACUGUAAUUAUCACGCUGAGGCUGUCGAAAGUGGCGAGUUUUUGUUGUCGACAGGACUGACGGAGGACGCGAUCGAAACGAUGUUCACCUCCAGCAAUAUUUCCUCAUCGUCGACCUAUCUUUCGCUUAUGUUUCCCAAUGGGCCGAAGCACUGGACCCUGUACGUUGAUCCCGCUACUUCAUUUUUGCUAACGAUGCUGAUUCUUUACACGACGCUCAAACUUCUCAGAGUUCCUGUAAUGAUUUUGAUGCAGACAGUUCCGCGAGGAAUCGACAUGGAGAAGAUCAAAGAAGAUGUCUGUUCUACAAUUAGGAGUAAAUAUAACGCCAUCGUAAAAAUUCACGACCUGCACAUUUGGACUCUUGCUGGCGAUCAAAUCGUCGGCACUGUUCAUCUCAAAAUGCUCAACGUCGACCUUCAAAACUUCAACCAAAUCGUCUCUGAAGCUCGGCAAAUAUUCCAUAAAAACGGAAUCCACCAUCUCACAAUUCAGCCAGAAUUAAGUACAAAUGAUACUUCGCUCACGGAAACUUCGUCGAAUGGAGACAGUAAUGUUUUAACCUAUGAAGACAACAAAUCUGAAGAAUGCCUGUUAAUAUGCUGCGACGAAGGGCGAAAUUGCGACGGGAAAAGCUAG